Molecule: messenger RNA, 1299 nt
Organism: Botrytis fragariae
Lineage: Eukaryota; Fungi; Ascomycota; Leotiomycetes; Helotiales; Sclerotiniaceae
Product: putative fad binding domain protein
Exons: 2
Coding region: 1-1299 (432 amino acids)
Molecular function (GO): FAD binding
Source: RefSeq, a predicted model, not a curated record
AUGACGUCCCCUCACGUGCUUAUAAUUGGUGCUGGUAUGAGCGGCCUCACGCUCGCGCAACAAUUGAAGAAAAAUAAGAUCUCCUUCACCGUUUUUGAGCGAGAUGUGAGGAAUGACUCUCGUGGUCAAGGCUGGGCGCUAUCCUUAUUUGGAGAAGCUUAUGACUUGAUGAAGACUUUGAUGCCAUCGGAAUUAGGACCGGUGGAGCAGACAAGCCAUCUUCAUCCUCUCGAUCUCCAACCACAGUUCUCUUUCUAUGAUAUUACUCGUCCAGAGUUCCGGGUCGGUGUCAUCGCGGAUGACACUCUUAAGGUUGUCCGAGCAAAUCGACGAAGAAUGCGCGAAUGGCUGAUGCAAGGUAUCGACGUACGGUUCAAUAAGCGCUUACUUCGCGUGGAGGAACACGGCGAUAAAGUAACAGCACACUUUGAGGACGGCACUUCGGCAACAGGUGAUUUUUUGGUCGGUGCUGAGGGUACACGUAGUGUGGUGCGCAGGCAGCACUUCCUCAAAGGCCAAGAUGUGAUGAAACCACUACCGAUCGGCUCAAUCUUCGGCGAGAUCUCACUCAGCGGCGACGACUUCUCGGAACAGCUCACUAACUCACAUUCGAACUAUAUCGUCAUGGACCCUAGACUCAGUGGUGAUGAGCAGACAGCUAUAUUUUGCGCCCUCAACCGAGUAAGUCCUGAUGGCAAAACUGGCUAUUAUUACUAUAUUCUUCUUUGGGUAGACAAGGACACUCCUAAAGUAGGCGAGAAGAAAUGGACAGAGUCGGCAUCACAGGAACAAUUGGCAGCAUUUGCGCGCGAGAGAACCAAUCAUUACCCAUACAAGCUGCGCUCUCUGGUCGAUAAAAUUCCCACUGAAGGAUACAAUACUCCUGGCUUCCAGCUUCAAAGUGUGGAGUUAGAACCUGAACAACUACCACCUGGAAGGGUGUUGUUAAUUGGUGAUGCAGCACAUUCGAUGGCCCCAUCAUUGGAUGCGUUGUUCUAUAAACUGACUUUAAGGGUCAAAGUCCGUGCUCUAGCCGCAAACACAGCUUUUGUUGAUGCAUUCAGGCUCAGCGAUGUCCUCACGCGCGCGCGGGAUACGCAAGCGUCAGGCGAAGCGCUGAAUGAUCUUAUUUCGGAAUUCAACGAAGAUAUGAUUUCACGCGGCAAGUUCGCAUCUAGCGUGUCCAACACAGUACUUGAGGCCUAUGGCGAAGAGGCUAAAUUCAUUACAUUCGGUAGAGAAGCCGGAUUGAUGCCUUCGAAGACUGUGAAACUGGAAGAUGUAAAGAUUUUAAGUUAG